Molecule: messenger RNA, 630 nt
Organism: Triticum aestivum (bread wheat)
Lineage: Eukaryota; Viridiplantae; Streptophyta; Magnoliopsida; Poales; Poaceae
Exons: 4
Coding region: 23-586 (187 amino acids)
Source: RefSeq, a predicted model, not a curated record
GUUGUACUCCUGUUAACCCACGAUGCCGAGUCAACCGACUCCAAUCCUCGUUGACUCGUCUCUGUUUCUGAUCCUUCUACCACGACCAACCCCAUAUAAUUUCCGCCCGAGUCCUCCUCUACCGAUUUUCGCCAAAACGGAGUUCUCCCAUGCCCUAGAACGGCUGUUCGAUCUCACCGGAGUUCAGCCGCUGUUGACCUCCACCAUCGUCGUUUCCGUCAUCGACAGGGGGGGAGCACCAGGACGCCACCCACGAGCCCAACCCGAAGAAGAUCGCCGCCGCCCCAAAGCUCCUGUCGCCGUCGAUUCUGUCGCGUCUGGACACAUCCAAACCGAGCACAUCGAGCUCGACCCGAAGCUCCAGUCCGACGUCACCGUCCAGCCGGUCCUCGCGGACGCUAGCAGAAGCUCCGGUCGCCCAGGGGCACAUAUUCGAGUUUGCCGUGUUCCUCCUCACCUCGUCCUGUUCUCCCCUAGCUCGGGAGACCUCUCCAGCAAGCGCACGCUCGAAGGCCGAGCCGGCCGCGCCGUCUUCCUCAACUCCGGCGGCCAUCGAGCCCUGUCUCUCCGAUUGUCCAGAGUGUGAAGCGGAUCAGAAUUAAGCGUUAGAGUACUUCAACAUCGUUCAAG